CCAUAGUGUACAUUUAGUGCACACCUGCCGGCAUAUAGAUACAUCAAAUCAAGAUAUGUAUAUCAUUCUUCAUCUAAAUAUUUUUGUAGAUAUUUUCAAAAUGUUGGCUUUAUUAUUUUAUUUUGAAUGGUAUUUUUAAUACAUAUUUAAGCCAUUAAAAAUGUCACGUGGGUACUACUGGCAUCAAGGAAGUUUAUUUCAGAUGUGUGGCAAUGAGGAGAUAUAUCACCAUGCAGCCAGUGUGUUUGAUGUCAGUGCUGUGUAUAUUUGUGACGUUUGGCGAGUGUAAAACACCGGGACUUCAGACCAGGAUUACAGAAAAGGCACUUAAUUACGCUACCAAUGUUGCAUUGGAGAAAUUAUCCAAACAGGUGACCGGUCAGCUUAUACCGGAUCAACAUGGCAGUUCUGGGGACGUCAAGUUCGACAUCACGGGAAUGAAGGUGACUGAUUUCAACAAACCUAACAGUAAAGUUUCUAUGAUCCAAAAUGUUGGCCUGGCGUGGAUUACCAGUGGAACCAGCUUGUCUGUCCAUGGCAAUUUUAAAUACAAAUAUAGAAAAGGAAUCAUCAAGAUUUCUGACUCUGGAAGUUUUGACUUGAAGACUAGAGGUAUUGAUUUCCACAUCAAGAUAGAAAUCGGAAUGGAUAAACACGGACGUCCCACGAUGAGAUCUGUGGAUUGUAGCUGUAGUGUAGCCUCAGCGGACAUCAGGUUCCAUGGCGGCGCUGCAUGGAUUUACAACAUGUUCUCUGGAAUGCUUGAAGGCAAACUGAAAGAUGUGGUUGGUGGAGGCAAUGGGAUUCUUUGUAAACAGCUAAAUACCCUUGUAAAUGUAAACGGUGUAAAGACCUUGGAGAAACUGCCAGUAACUGUGGAUAUUGCGAAGGAAUUACUGGAUUACAGAUUCUUGUCAGGGCCUUCAUUCCAACCCACGUUUAUGGAGACGUACCAUAGGGGAGAAGUGUAUUGGGAGGCCAGUAUUAGGGAGGCACCAUUUUCCGCCCCACCUCUUUUAAAAUCAUCUGACACGUCUAGAAUGAUGUAUAUAUGGCUGUCGGAUUAUUUGUUCAAUUCCAUGUCUUACAAUGCAUACAAAUACGACAAACUUCAGUACAAUGUUACAAGCAAAGAUCUUCCAUCGGGCGUACUCAAUACAACGUGUCCCAAAUCAACAUGCAUUGGAAAAUUGAUCCCUGAAAUUGGUAAAACAUUCCCAAAUACCGACGUAAAGUUACUCAUGAAGGCCUCGGUUAUGCCGAACACGACAGUUGUCAAUAAUGCUACUGUGGUGAAUGCCUCCGGGGACAUCCUUUUCUUUGCUAGAUACCCCGGUGCAAAGAACAGCACCUAUUUCUUAACGCUGUCGGCAACGAUGUCAACAACAGUCUCCUUCAUGAUACAAAACCAGAAAGUACAUGCCAAAGUUCUCAAGUUACCAGUAACUGUGAAAGUGAAAGAUUCCAAAAUCGGCCAACUGUCACCUCAGGCAUUAAAUUUCAUCACCAAUAGUGUUGUGUCUGUGUUUGUCGAGCCUAAACUAAACGAACUAGGAAGAGCAGGAUUUCCUCUACCUGUCAUCGAUUCUGUACAUUUCAUUAAUACACAAUUGACUGUUGCCAAGGACACCCUUUUGAUUGCAACGGACCUGAAGUAUAGCGGCUGAAAAGUUUUUGUAUUUUCUAAAAGGACUCAAAGAUUGAAUUUCUGACAGGGACACAAAAUUGUACAAAGAUUAUGUUUGCAUUUACAGUUUGUUCUUUAUAUCUAUACAUUUAUUUAUAUAUUUUUUACACUUACCAGUCGCGGUAGACUAGUGGUUAGGGCGUUCGAUUUGGAACCGGAAGUCCCGGGUUCAAUCCCGGAACUGCGUCAGACAGAAGACGUUUAAAGCUAACUGGGAUAUUGACUAUUCCUCCACCAAGCACCCUACAUUAAAUUAUACGAUUUGU
Molecule: messenger RNA, 1953 nt
Organism: Ostrea edulis (European flat oyster)
Lineage: Eukaryota; Metazoa; Mollusca; Bivalvia; Ostreida; Ostreidae
Product: bactericidal permeability-increasing protein-like
Molecular function (GO): lipid binding
Source: RefSeq, a predicted model, not a curated record